Cyprinodon variegatus (sheepshead minnow) is the source of this 575-nucleotide messenger RNA. It is a transcript of the gene plscr3, whose product is annotated as phospholipid scramblase 3. The coding region runs from base 228 to 575 and encodes 115 amino acids. NCBI's taxonomy places the organism in Eukaryota, Metazoa, Chordata, Actinopteri, Cyprinodontiformes, Cyprinodontidae. The record is from RefSeq and is a predicted model, not a curated record. The transcript has 4 exons.
CGGAAGGGGAGGAGAGAGAGAGGAAGGGAGGUGGAGUGACCGAUAAAGACCAGCGGCAACAACAACGACUAACAGCUUGAGGAAAAAUCUACAAGUAUCACUCUGCAUCCAAGAAUCUGCUUCUUCACUUCUUUUCUGGGUUUAUAUUCACGACUUUCCAAGGAAAAUCUGGGAGGGAUCUAGGAAGUGUGACCUACUUUUUCUUCUCCAUUUCUCUUCCAAUCAAAAUGUCUGCUCCAGGGUAUCCAGGCUCUCCCAAUCCUCCUUACCCUCAACCCGGCGGCCCAGGUGCACCACCUUAUCCAGUUCCAGCAGGGGGCUAUGGAGACCCAAGCUAUGCACCUCAACCAGGCUUCAAUGUUGGCUACCACCAGGACCAGCCUCCUGUUAUGUACCAACCGGGCCCAGUUCCAGGUCAAGCACCGGGUUAUGGCGGCCAGUCAAUGGCGAUCGCUCCAGCUCCAGCGUCGGUUCCUGUGGGUGUCCCACCUGGGCUGGAGUACCUGACACAGAUUGACCAGAUCCUGAUCCACCAAAAAGUUGAGCUCCUAGAAGGUAAAUCCCUCAGACUUUAA